Messenger RNA from Sturnus vulgaris (Common starling), 3133 nucleotides. Lineage: Eukaryota; Metazoa; Chordata; Aves; Passeriformes; Sturnidae. The record is from RefSeq and is a predicted model, not a curated record.
AUGCCUGUAGAGGAAGGCAAGGAAGCUGGAGUUGUUGCUUUACCUUUCACAGAGCCGAGCCCAGUUCAUAAUGUCACAGCAGAGUCCAUUGGUGUGAGUUCUGUCAAGUUAAAAUGGGAGGUGAAUGACAAAACUGAAGCAGAAAUUACCAGCUUAAUCCCUGGGACACUGUACAAAUUCACCGUAUUUGCUGUAGUGGCUGCUGAUAAUACGACAGGAGAAGGUGUGUCCAUAGAGCUGUAUACAAUACCUGUCUCAGUGAAUUCAUUUCAGUGUGAACCAGUGGCCAAGCAGCCUUUCCUAAUGCUGAAGUGGAAGUGUCCUUUGGGUAACAACUCUGGCUUCAAAAUUGAAAUAUCUAAUACAAAUAUUUCACAGUCGGCUCCCCGCUGCACAGUAGAAGGCUUUGAGCAAACCUUCCAAACAGCAAGUUUACGUUUUUUUAGCACCUAUAAUGUUACUAUCAUAACUCUUUCAAAUGGCACUAGAAGCUCUCCAGUGAACAAGUUGUGUCACACCAGCAUUACUGACCCACCUCCUCCAACCGAAGUUCCUUCAGUCAAGGCCAUCAGCCACAGCUCAUUGUCUGUUGAAUUCUCUGAUUUUGAUUCACUGAAUGGUCUAUUAGAAGCCUAUGCAAUAAUGAUUACAACAGAACAUCAAAGUUCUGAGUCUUUGAAGUCUAAAUUGAACAACACAUACAAAGAUUUCCGGAAGAAGACAACAACUGCCUAUGUUACCUAUGUCAUAAAAACAGAGCAGGCAGAAUCACAUUCUUCCAGUUCUCAGAAUGGUAAAAACAUCAUUAAUGUAGGCAAGGGAAAUACAAUAUAUGGCUACGAAAAUGGACCAUUGAUCCCUCUUCAUUCAUACAGGGCAUGUGUUGCAGGUUUCACUAAUAUAACCUUUGUGGCCAACAUGAUUGAGGGGGAAGAUAGUUAUGUAUCAUUUUCACCCUGUUCUGAACUGGUUUUACUACCCCAGGAUCCAGGUGUUGUUGCUGGAGUGGUUAUUGGAUGCCUCUUGGCUAUCUUUGCUGUAGUUGCUAUAGGGGGGUUCAUAUUCUGGAGAAGGAGAAGGAAAGAUAAAAGAAAUACUGAUGUGUCAUUUUCUCCAAUUAAAAUCAAGAAAUCAAAAAUGAUUAAAGUGGAGAACUUCGAGUCAUACUUUAAGAAGCAGCAAGCUGACUCCAACUGUGGUUUUGCUGAAGAGUAUGAGGAACUCAAGUCUGCUGGUGUUCACCAGCCCAAAUUUGCUGCUGAACUUCCUGAGAACAGGGGGAAAAAUAGAUACAACAAUGUCUUACCAUAUGAUAUUUCCCGUGUUAAACUUUCAAAUCAAAGUUCUGGAACUGGUGAUUAUAUUAAUGCAAACUAUAUGCCUGGCUAUAACUCAAAGAAGGCAUUUAUUGCUGCACAGGGUCCAUUACCCAAUACUAUAGAAGACUUCUGGCAAAUGAUUUGGGAAAAGAAUAUCUACUCUAUUGUUAUGUUGACAAAAUGUGUGGAACAAGCCCGGACAAAAUGUGAGCAGUACUGGCCCGACAAACAACCCAAGAGCUAUGGUGACAUUAUUGUGACAAUGGUUUCAGAAGUUGUCCUUCCAGAAUGGACAAUAAGGGACUUCACUGUAGAAAAGUCCAACACCCCUGAGAGCCACAUGGUGCGCCAGUUCCAUUUCACCUCCUGGCCGGAUCAUGGAGUGCCAGAGACAACAGACCUUCUUAUCAACUUCAGGCACCUUGUUCAUGAGUACAACAGCCAGAAUCCAAUGGACUCUCCUACUCUGGUGCACUGCAGCGCUGGCGUCGGGAGGACGGGGACAUUCAUCGCCAUCGACCGCCUGAUCCAGCAGAUGGAGAUGGAGAGCAGCGUGGAUGUGUACGGAGUGGUGUACGACCUCCGCAUGCACCGGCCCCUCAUGGUGCAGACCGAGGACCAGUACGUCUUCCUAAACCAGUGUGUCAUGGAUAUCAUUAAAUCCAAGAGAGAGAGGCAAACUGACCUUAUCUACCAAAACGUGACAGCAAUGGCAAUCUAUGAAAACAUCACACCUGGGCCAGCCUUUGGGAAGGCCAAUGGCUACCACGCAUAGUCCAGAAGGAACCCAGUGCCUCCAGGAGAUGUUACCUGCCCCUAGGAAAGGGAGGUGUCCAACUUGUGUUUGCUGGGAUUAUGUGCAGUGUCUCAUGUCUAGCUUCUCCAGUUGUCUGCAUUCAAAGGUGUAAUCUGCAGGAGGAAAAACACAAUGCUGGCAGGAGCUGCAGACUGAUGUUACAAAAACCCAAACAACAAAACCCAAGCAAAACUUUUUAAAGUUAACAGAGGAAUCUUGUUUCUUUUUCUUGGGAAUUUAACAGUACUGAUAGGUGAAAUAGCAUUUGCAGUUUGAACAUUGAACUAGAGUUUAAAUAUUAAAAUAAUAACACAAGCUUUUUAUUACAAUUUUAUAUGAUUUCAUUUACAGACACCAGGCUGGUGGGUUGUUUUAAUAUAUUUGAUUAUAAGUUUCAGGAACAUAUUUUAUCUACUGUAUCUGGUUACUUAGUUAAUAGAUAUGUGCCUCUGUGAUCUAUUUUUUUCUGUUCCUUUUUAUUUAAAAAAGGAGUACAAAUGGCUCCUUCAAAUGGACAUUUAUACUUGGAAAUUGUGCCUUUUCUAGUUGCUACUCUAGGGAAAAAAAACAGCAGAGAUUCUAUUUUUGUACUGAAACUCUUAAUGAGAACACAGAUUUUUUUUUUUUUUUUUAAAUAAGGCUUAUUUCAAACUUAACUGUAGUUGCACUGUUGGCAGGACUCUCCAGAAGUUUGGAGGUGAGCUUUGUUUAUGCAUUUCACCACAGAUAUCCCCUGCCUUAAUGUUUUGGUGCCUCUGCCAGAGGAAAAGGAGUGUGGUCUGUCACUCCGAGCUUUAACUGUAGUUAAAAAAAGAGCAAGUGAAUCUGUGAAUGUGUGUGCGGGGGAGUGUGUGGGGGUGUGGAUGAAGGACAGAAUAGCUCCUCCCUGAUCCUGUUUUUAUACAAUUUAUAAUGAUUUAUUUAAAGGUGCAAUAUAUGAUUUACUGAAUAAUUCUCACUCUAAUAGAGUUUUUCUCAGGUUGGUGUCUUUUUAUCAUUGUUGUUGUUUUUCCUCAAA